Messenger RNA from Arxiozyma heterogenica, 1572 nucleotides. RefSeq names its product Ice2p (gene ICE2). The record is from RefSeq and is a predicted model, not a curated record. NCBI's taxonomy places the organism in Eukaryota, Fungi, Ascomycota, Saccharomycetes, Saccharomycetales, Saccharomycetaceae. The transcript has a single exon. Bases 1 to 1572 code for a protein of 523 amino acids. Gene Ontology annotation, biological process: endoplasmic reticulum inheritance. Gene Ontology annotation, cellular component: endoplasmic reticulum membrane; cortical endoplasmic reticulum; perinuclear endoplasmic reticulum.
AUGACAUCCUUUUUAUCAAGUUUGAAACGUGGAUUACGAAUCUUGAGUGGAACUUUAUAUUUGGGUCUUAUACUGACAUCAAUUCCAAUCUCAUUCAAGAUUGGAGGUCUCUAUUGUGGAUUAUCUUUUACAGUAACUUUGUUUCUAUUAUAUUUUAUAUCUACUACACUAAGUAUAUUGGCUAAGAGAAAUGGCAGAAAAAUCUUUAUCAUAUUAGCUAAUAUCCUAUAUUAUUUUCAACAUUCGAUUAUUGCAUCUCUAUUACAUCUUUUUUUAUCUGGGUUUUCUAACAUCGAACUGCAUCAAUUGAUAGAAAAUGAUUCUUCCUUACAAUUGGACAUUCUAACCAAAAUAUUACAUAGCACUUUGCCUACUAAUACUCCUCAUGAUAUCACUUUAGAAAACAAUUGGAUCCUUUAUUAUUUUUAUUACAAAUAUGUGGUGACACCAUGGAAAUUUCUUUUAUCUAAUUCAACUCCAUUUUUCAGUCUGUCUGAGGGAUUCUUCACAAUCUUAGCUAUUCAGGCAAUUGGUGAAACAAAUAAAUGGCUAUUCUACGAAAAAAAUUCAAAUUCUUGGAUCAUCAGUUCUUUAUUGUUUUCCAGUGGAAUUGUCACCAUAUCAUUAUAUUACCUUUAUAGGAUAUAUGUGACUCCAAUCUGGGAAUUGUCUAUCCAAACUGCAUCGCUGUUAGGGUUCGUAUUAUCUUUGGUCGGUGGUCUAAGCCUUUAUGGUAUUGUUUCUCAGGCAGGUUCUGUCAUUGAAAGUUCUCUAUUUUUGGCUUAUAUUGUACGUUGUAUCUAUGAGAUAUCACCAAAAUUGGCCACUACUGCAACUGAUGAGAUUUUAGAGUUGUUCUUAGAAGUUUGGCAAAAUCAUCAAAAGAAUUUAUCCAUUAAUAAUACAAUGAUUUUUUAUUAUUACAACACUAUUUUGAAUAAUAUUACUAAUAUUUGGAAUGAUAUUUUAAUAAAAAUUGCACAAUCCUCUUCCUCUUCCUCUUCUUCUUCUUCUUCAACAUUCUUUUCCUCUCCAAUCGAUCAUUUUGUAUUAAAAACUUUGUCAAUGAACAAUAUUUAUCAAUUCUUAAAACCUAUUUGGAAAAUUUUCCAAAAUUUUACAUUAAGUGUACCAAGAUCAAUAAGUGAACUAUUUUUAAUCAUUUGGAAGUUAGCAUUCGAAUCAAUAUCACCUGCCAUUGUUAUUAAUCUUUGUUUCAGAGUGUUAAUUUUUUAUUCUGCUACAAGGAUUAUACCAUCUUUACAAAGAAAAUCUUAUGACAUUAAGCAAAUGAAAAGAAGUCGUAAAGUCAUGAAAUUAAUUUAUUGGUAUAGCCCUUGUAUUUUGAUUGCUAUCUACGCACAUCUCAUAUUACAAUACUCUGGUGAAUUGAAAAAUGAUUUAUGUCUAUGGAAUUGUAACUGGUUUCAACAAAACGGUAUUAUAAAUGAUGAUAGUAUAAUUGUCGAUUCUUGGAGUUUUUGGAAUUGGUGUAAUAUUUUUUGGACUAUUUUAAUUUAUGGUAGUGAACUAUUAGGUGAUGGUAAUACAUCAAAUACCGAUUUGAAUUAA